CUCAGUUAGUCGAAGGAGAAAGUACAUUGUUCGGUUUUUACUGGGCGUUGUGGCUGUGUCUGUACAAAUAAUAUAAUCAUUGUAAUAUAUAUAUAUUAAUCUUGACAACGAACGCAGACGUGUUCUAGCGUCUCGCCGAAGGACAUUUGUGAUUUUAAUUCAUGACAAUGCCGAGCACCAAGCCUGAGAAACAAGAAAAGGUGGAGACCAGUGACACCGUUAAGGUAGUGGUGAGAUGUCGACCAAUGAACCAGAAGGAGAAAGGCAUGGGGUACAAGCAGGCAGUCUCUGUGGAUGAGAUCAGAGGGACAAUCACUGUUAAUAAAAUCGAUUCCACCAAUGAGCCGCCGAAAACUUUCACAUUUGAUACAGUGUUUGGACAAGACAGCAAGCAGCUGGAUGUGUACAAUUUAACAGCAAGACCGAUUAUAGAUUCUGUUUUAGAAGGAUAUAAUGGUACAAUUUUUGCUUAUGGGCAGACAGGAACUGGGAAGACCUUUACCAUGGAAGGUGUGCGAGCCGUGCCUGAACUUAGAGGAAUCAUUCCAAAUUCAUUUGCUCACGUGUUUGGCCACAUUGCAAAAGCAGAAGGGGAUACCAGGUUCCUGGUCAGAGUGUCCUAUUUGGAAAUUUAUAAUGAAGAAGUUCGCGACCUGCUAGGAAAAGAUCAGAUGCAAAGGUUGGAGGUUAAGGAAAGGCCUGAUGUUGGAGUAUACAUCAAGGAUCUCUCUGGGUAUGUGGUGAACAAUGCAGAUGACAUGGACCGGAUCAUGACAUUAGGACAUAAAAAUCGUUCUGUUGGAGCCACGAAUAUGAAUGAGCACAGCUCCCGUUCCCAUGCUAUUUUCACAAUCACUAUUGAAUGCAGUGAGAAAGGGGUUGACGGAAACCAGCAUGUGCGUAUGGGCAAACUGCACCUUGUGGACCUGGCUGGUUCAGAGAGACAAGGAAAGACCGGAUCAACUGGACAGCGACUAAAGGAGGCCACAAAAAUUAAUCUUUCUCUGUCUACCUUGGGCAACGUCAUCUCUGCUUUGGUAGAUGGGAAGAGCACCCAUGUCCCCUAUAGGAAUUCAAAACUGACCCGCCUGCUGCAGGAUUCAUUGGGAGGAAACUCAAAGACCAUGAUGUGUGCAAACAUUGGACCGGCAGACUACAACUAUGAUGAAACCAUCAGUACACUUAGAUAUGCAAACCGUGCAAAGAAUAUUAAGAACAAGGCCAGAAUUAAUGAGGACCCCAAAGAUGCUAUGCUGCGCCAGUUUCAGAAGGAAAUCGAAGACCUCAAGAAAAAACUGAAAGAAGGGGAAGAGAUUUCUGGUUCAGACGACAGUGGAUCUGAAGACGAUGAAGAUGACGAAGGAGAAGUUGGAGAAGGCGGAGAGAAGAGAAGGAAGCGCAGGGGCAGUAGCAGCAGUAGCUCAGACUCCACAUGCUCUGUAAUAGAGAAACCUCUGGAUAAAUCCCAUACUAAUCAAACAGGUAAAAAGAAGGUCUCCCCUGACAAAAUGGUGGAGAUGCAGGCCAAGAUUGAAGAGGAACGAAAGGCUCUUGAAGCUAAACUUGACAUGGAGGAAGAAGAGAGGAACAAGGCCAGAGCUGAGCUGGAGAAGAGGGAGAAAGAUUUGCUUAAAGCUCAACAGGAGCAUCAGCUUCUGUUGGAGAAGCUGUCUGCCCUGGAGAAGAAGGUGAUUGUAGGGGGAGUGGAUCUGCUGGCCAAAGCUGAGGAGCAGGAGAAGCUUCUUGAAGAGUCCAACAACGAACUUGAUGAGAGAAAAAAAAAGGCUGAGCAAUUGCGCAGGGAGCUGGAAGAGAAAGAGCAAGAGCGCCUGGAUAUUGAAGAGAAAUACACCAGUUUACAAGAAGAGGCUCAAGGAAAGACCAAGAAGCUUAAGAAAGUGUGGACCAUGCUAAUGGCAGCGAAAUCUGAGAUGGCUGACCUGCAGCAGGAGCAUCAGAGGGAAAUCGAAGGGCUGCUCGAGAAUAUCAGGCAGCUCAGCCGAGAGCUUCGACUCCAGAUGUUGAUUAUUGACAACUUUAUACCACAGGAAUACCAGGAGAUGAUUGAAAACUAUGUGCACUGGAAUGAAGACAUUGGAGAGUGGCAGCUGAAAUGUGUUGCGUACACUGGAAAUAACAUGAGAAAACAAAGUCCUUUACCUGAUAACACAGAAAAAGAUCCGUUCGAGGUUGACCUGUCCCAUGUUUACUUGGCCUACACUGAGGAAAGUCUGAGGCAGUCCCUGAUGAGAUUAGAGAGACCAAGAACUUCCAAAGGGGGGAAAUCAAGGCCUAAAAGUGGCAGAAGAAAACGUUCUUCAAAAGCAGAAGCAGUAAUUGAUUCCCUUCUUCAAUAAUAAAAAAAUGACUUCUUAUAAUUCAAAGGAAGACUGACUUGAAGAAAACACUAGAUAAAAUUAGAUAAGUAUUAAGAUUUUUAUGGUUGGACUUUCUGAAAUAUUAAGGCACAUCUUAAGCAGGAUCACAUUCUUAAAAAAAGAAAUGUAGUAACAUUUAAAGCAUAAACUAACAUCUUAAUAGUCUUUAACAAAUCUGUUAGUGUUGCAUGACCAUACAAUGUAACAUUAGUUGGAACUUCUGGAAGUGUGUUAAUAUGUCAAUGUUCCACAUAGGAUAACUGUGCAGCUCUUACUAUUUUUUAUUUGUAAAAUUCUGUCUUGUGAUGAUGAAAUGCAAAUGAUACAGGUCACAUGUUUUGGAUUGUUGACUAGAAACGUACAGUGGUUAAUGACAGCUGAAGUUCAUUGUGAAGACAUUCACCUGGAAAAGACUGAGAGUAUUAAAGUACUUUUGAAUGCAAGUAAACACAUCUGCUGUGUAAUAAAUGCUAAAUUAAUUGUUUGGACCAUCUGUAAUAUUGUUGUUAGCAACAGAAUUGCUUGAAUAUGUACGUAUUGCACCUUAUUUUUAUGCCAGCAUACUAGCAGGACAAGAUUCAGUGAAACAUCACCAUAUGCGGAUUGGAUGAACAACACCGGCUUGUAAAAAAUAAAAAUAAAAAUCCACAGAUUCAACACUUUUUAAUAUCUGUCUAUAUGCAAAAUAUGACACUUGUAUUACAUUAAUCUGUAAUCUGUUUUUGGACCAUACAGGUUUUCUGACUUGUAACCAGGCAUACAGUGGUUAGCUUCUAUAAUGUUGCAUUACCUAAUGCUGCAGAUGCAUGCACUUUAAUUUAAUUCCAAGCAUGAAGCAUGCAUUGUGGUGAUUUAAAUGUUUCACUGCAGAAAUGUUCUGCACUGUUGGCAUUUACCAAGACCCUUGCAAAUAAUACUUCAACGCUGCUUACACUCAAGUGAGUUUGCAUAAUUGCAUCACUUUAGUGUUAUAUUUUGAUUUAAUGCAUAUCCGGAUAACUACUAGUCUAUUGCAGAGGACGCAAAAUAUGUAUUUAGUUAGUACUGUAGCAUUCUCUAAGGACACAGAAUAUGUAUUUAGUUAAUAUUGUAGCGCUCUUUUUUUCUUUUGGUAUGUGUGGUAACUACAUUGACUGAACUGAUCAACAUGUUCAUUUCCAGUCUGCCCCCAGUGGUACCCAAAGAAGUGCACAUAGCUGGUGAAUUACAAAACUGUACUUUAACAACAUGCAUUGGAAGUUUUGUUUUGGCACAUAAUAGUUACCAAACAAACAAAGCCAAGGGGCUUCAAGGGGAAAUCAUUUUAUUAAUGAUCACAAAUAAAUUAUAUUAUAAUAAGUUUUUUCUGUAAGUAGUACUUUUUUUUUUUUUUUUAUACCUGCACAGAAAUUGUAUUGAUUAUUAGCAUUAGGAUUUCCAGUUGCUGACGAUAAAGCAGUAGCAGGGCCAGUGCUUUUGGAGAAUUCCAGAUUAGCAAGGCUGAGGUUAGUUUUUAACAAUACAGGAAUGCAGUAAAUAAAAAGGAAAAAUGCUUGUGUCAACAGUAGUGACCUUAUUCUCUAUAUACACCUGGGAGUAAGUCAUGCAUUCUGUGGUACAAUAUAUGUGUAUAUAUUCAGCAAGUCUUGAAGAAAUAAACUACCACAUGCUUAUCA
Polyodon spathula (Mississippi paddlefish) is the source of this 4033-nucleotide messenger RNA. RefSeq names its product kinesin family member 3A (gene kif3a). NCBI's taxonomy places the organism in Eukaryota, Metazoa, Chordata, Actinopteri, Acipenseriformes, Polyodontidae. Gene Ontology annotation, molecular function: microtubule motor activity; ATP binding; microtubule binding. Gene Ontology annotation, biological process: microtubule-based movement. The coding region runs from base 162 to 2357 and encodes 731 amino acids. The record is from RefSeq and is a predicted model, not a curated record. The transcript is spliced from 19 exons.